ACAGUUGGUUUAUCUUGACCGUGCCCUUCAGUGAUUGUGCCCUUGAUUAUGCGCAGAAGCGGUCAGAAGGUAGUCUAGGUCUGUAUGGAGAUGGAGCGUGCACACUACAGUUCCCGACAUCCCAUCUCGACAAUCGCUGUUCUCCUCGCAUGUUUACGCAUGAGGCGCUUCUGCAGUGAGCUACUGGAUAUUGAUGUGCUUUAAUGUGUCCCCACUCCUCUCCUCUUACCUCUCCUCCUUCUGCGCUCUGCCCAUAGAGACUCAGCGCGCUCAGAUGCACCUGGCGUUCUAGCGGUAGAAACAGCAGCGUGAGCGUCUCAAUGCAGGGGCAGCAAUAGCACCCCGAUGGCCACCAGCACAAGAGACUGCGCUAAGCAGACGACCAGCGCGCGCGUUCAUCUGUGCUUCUCAACCCCGAACCUCCUCUAGCGAAGAGAGAGGUGCCCAAAUCCGUUUUAGGAUAGCGCUUUUAUUUGUCCCUUUUUUUGUCCAUUCGAUGAAGAAGAACUGAUGACGAUGUAUCGGCGAUGGUGGAUUUCCCUUUUGUGCGUCUUUGGACUGAUGUGCCUCGUUCAUUCCAGCAAUCAUAUACCUCGAAAUGGAGACGCCUUGUCGCAGGCGAAGGCUGUUCGUGAUGCGAGCAGGUUCGCCUGGAAGGAGGACACGGUCCCUCUCCGUCUGCUCUACAGCAUGCACAACCACAGUCAAAUCACCCACGAUGUCAUCAGCACCAGGACUAGAGCCAGUUCCAGCCCCACACAGGGGAACCACGUGGCCCAAGCCAGCUUCCAGGUGGACGCGUUUGGUGAGCAGUUCAUCUUGGAUGUUGAACUGAACCAUGAUCUUCUGUCUUCAAAGUACGUGGAGAGGCAUAUUUCAGAAAAUGGGAAGGCUGUCAUAUUCAAAGGAGGAGAACAUUGUUAUUACCAGGGGGUAGUGCGGGACAUCCCUGAAUCCUUUGUGGCCCUCUCCACCUGCCACGGCCUGCAUGGGAUGUUCUUUGAUGGGAAUCACACCUACAUGAUCGAGCCUGGAGGAAAGGACCACAUCAGCGGUGAUGUCCAGAUCCACAUGAUCUAUAAAUCAGCAGGACAAGAGGCAGCAGCUUACUUCCUUCCUAUUGUUGACCUCCCUGAGCCUCCUUUCCCCAGCCCUCCAUUUCCUGGGUCAAAGGUCAUCCACAGGAGGAAGAAGAGACAGGCCCCGCGGGUUGGAGGCAGUGUAACCGAGGAGACCAAGUACAUCGAGCUGAUGGUGAUCAACGACCAUCUGAUGUAUAAAAAGCAUCGUCUCUCUGUUGGUCAGACGAAUAACUAUGCUAAGUCUGUGGUCAAUAUGGCUGAUAUGAUCUUCAAGGAGCAACUCAACACCCGCAUCGUGCUGGUUGCCAUGGAGACGUGGGCGGCUGACAACCGGUUCAACAUCGACGACGACCCCAUGAUGACCUUGAGGGAGUUCAUGAAGUACAGACGAGACUUCAUCAAGGAGAAGUGUGACUCUGUGCAUCUUUUCUCAGGGAACCGGUUCCAUAGCAGCUGGGGAGGAGCUUCCUAUAUGGGAGGAGUCUGUUCUCUAACUAAAGGAGGAGGAGUCAAUGAGUAUGGGAAGACAGAUGAGAUGGCCAUAACCCUGGCCCAGUCUCUGGGACAAAACAUUGGCAUCUUUUCUGACAAGAAGAGGAUCCUCAACGGCGAGUGCAAGUGUGAUGACCGUUGGUCUGGCUGCAUCAUGGAUGAUGUUGGCUUCUACCUGCCCAAGAGGUUCUCCAACUGCAAUGUGGAGGAGUACCACACCUUCCUCAACACUGGUGGUGGUGCCUGUCUCUUCAACAAACCCAUAAAGCUGGUUGACCCUCCAGAGUGUGGGAAUGGUUUGGUGGAGCCAGGGGAGGAGUGUGACUGUGGUAGCCCAGCGGAGUGCGAGAGGGAGGGAGAGAAGUGCUGUCAGAAGUGUACACUCACACAAGGCUCAAAGUGUAGCGACGGACUCUGCUGUAACAACUGUCAGAUGGAGUUUAUGGGCGUGGUGUGUAGGGAGGCAGUGAAUGACUGUGAUAUUCCAGAGAACUGCACUGGUAACUCCAGCCAGUGUCCCCCGAACGUGCACAAGAUGGACGGCUACUCAUGUGAAAAGGAACAGGGUCGUUGCUUCAACGGGAGGUGCAAGACCAAAGACAGACAGUGCAAGUACCUGUGGGGAGAGAAGGCGACCGCUGCUGAUAAGUUCUGUUAUGAGAAGUUGAAUAUCGAGGGGACAGAGAAGGGGAACUGUGGGAAGGACAAAGACACAUGGAUCCAAUGCAACAAGCAAGACGUGCAUUGUGGGUACCUGCUAUGUUCCAACAUAUCGCCGGCCCCCCGACUAGGAGAGUUGCAGGGGGGACUGACAUCCUUCUCUGUUGCACAGCACAGUGCCUCGCUGGACUGCAGUGGGGGUCAUGUGAUGAUAGACGGGGACAGUGACCUGGGCUAUGUGGAGGAUGGGACAGCCUGUGGGACAGAGAGGGUCUGCUUCAACCACAAGUGUCUGCCCCUUCAGGAGUUCAACUUCAGCACCUGCCCUGGAACCACCGAGAAGAGCAUCUGUUCUGGACACGGGAUUUGUAGUAACGAGCUGAAGUGUGUGUGUCACUUGGGUUGGACUGGAGACGAUUGUAACUCCACGUCUCCUCUCAGCUACCUGGUGGUUGGACCCACCGCCUCUGUAUCAGGUAUCACCAGUACUAACAUCAUCAUCGGGGCCAUCGCUGGCUCCAUUCUGUUCCUGGCUCUCAUCCUGGCCAUCACCGCCUGGGGAUACAAGAGCUACAGACAGCGGUGCUACGUUGAGUCAGAGGUUCACAGAAGAUUCUGCAGGCAAAUGCCUCCGGGUGACUAUGUGAAGAAACCCGGGGAUGCAGACUCGUUCUACAGUGACCUGGCCCCUGGGGUCAGCACCAACUCAGGCUGUAGCUCCAAGAAGAGGUCUGGCUGUCUGUCUAACCUGCAGAUAUACACGCUCUCUUUCCCCCCCUCCAUCGCCUCCAUCUCACAAAACAUCUCUCUGUUUGCAUUCAGGUCUAACGGUCUGUCCCACUCGUGGAGCGAGCGAAUCCCUGACGCCAAACACAUCUCUGACAUUUGUGAGAACGGACGACCCAGGAGCAACUCAUGGCAAGGAAAUCUGAGUGGAAAUCGCAAGAAGUCGAAAGGGAAGAAGUUCCGUCCUCGCUCCAACUCUACAGAGACGCUCUCCCCGGCGAAGUCGCCCACCUCCUCCACGGGGUCCAUUGCAUCCAGCCGGAGGUACCCUUACCCCAUGCCCCCCCUCCCCGACGACCAGAAGAAGGCCAACAGGCAGAGUGCCAGGCUGUGGGAGACUUCAAUAUAACACUCCUGUUAUCUACUCUGCAAAACUACUUAAGAACUACAUUUUCGUCCACUUUUCUAUGAAUUAAAAAGUACAAAGCAAAACAAAAUUGAAACAAAAUGACGAAAAAAGUGAGCAACUGGUGUGAGCGGAAAAUAGAAGCAGAGGAAGAUGAAGAGGAGGAAAGUGUGAGAGUGUGUGAGAAUGUGUGAGAGUGUGUGCGAGGUCCGUCAGACCUGACCUGCUCAGUAGGGGACGCUACAGGAGCCAUCUGUCAUUCCUACACUGACAAGCCAAGACAGAACGAGGCAAGACAAGAUCCCUUUCAGAUUAGUUGGAGAUCCACCAGAGAUCAGCCCUUCACUAAUUGGUGAGGAAAAAGCAAAGGUGUUGUGAUGGUAACAGUGCAGACAGAGAGGAGAGGCCUCGUUGUGGAUGUCUCCCCCACUCCCAACACCCCAACAUCCCCCCCAGCUUCCACCACACUCUUCUAGCUCCUCCCUCAAACCGUCCCACCAUACCUUACUCACCUCUCCCCCCAACCCCCCUCUGGCCCUGCCCCUAUGUAAACUCUCUCCUCUGAUUGGUGCUCCUCUCUGUUGAGGGGCACGGACAGCUAUCAUAUCGGCAGAUUUCUCUACCAUUUUGAAGCACGCUGUUUAAUUACUGUAGAAAACUCCAACACUGUAUGCAUGAGAACACCCUGUUAAUCAACUCUUCCUAGUGUCACAAAGAAGAAGAAGUCUGGGACGGACAGCAUGCGGGGGAUGGUGAUGUCAUACGUACUGUAGGCCUUUAAGCUUUCUUUACAUUAUAGGCUUCUUCUAUCUCUGUGAUCAGCGACUCAUUAUGAACUGUAUCACACAUUAUACUAGCCAACUGCCCCUGACAUGGACCCUAGACCCUAGACCUUAGCCCCUAGACCCUAGCCACUCCCUGUUCUCUUUCUUUCGCCGUGUCAGGUUUUCCUGGAGGAUUUGGUUAUCGUUGUAAAUAUGUACAGCUUAAAGGCAGAGUAAUGUGUGCUUUUCUUUUUUACUUACUGGGAGGCGAAUGAUGAAGGGAUGCUCCCCCUCUCCUCCUCCUGCUGUGGUUCGUGUUGUAGACAGACAGGGUCUCCGUAGGUCUUUGUAGAGACCCCGUACUUGUUUUUUCUGUCUGUUUCUCUCUUUUCAUUUCUGGCUGAACUCUCUCUCUUCUCUCCCGUGUGUCUGUGUGAACACUCCAGCUUUCGUUUUCUUCCACAGCAGAAUGUACAAACAGUGUUCUAUAUUUCCUCUUUGUGUCAUCCCUUUCUCUGAGUAAUGCACUCAGUCACAGCCCGUCAUAAUUAAGACAGUAAACUUAAGAAUGUCAUUGAUUUAUAACAUUAACUGAGCAUUUUAUCCAUUUGGAUAUUGAUAAUGAUGAAUAUAUUUUGAACUAAGAUAGUCCCAUGAGCCCUUCCUCGCUACAGAGGGGAGAGAACAAGUGUUAUUUUGUAGUUUUAGAUGUGAUAUUCAUGUUCAUUUGGUAAUGGUGAUUCAGAGAAGUUGGAGAAAUGUCCUGUGACUAUAAACAUUCCACACUACGGUCUGUCUGUAUAGCAGGGACAGACUGGCCAUCUGGCAUUUUGGGCAAAUGCAAGAUGGCCUGGUCCAUUUUUUACACAGUGGGUCUUACUUGUUUUUUAGGGGGGCAAAAUUAUAAUUAUCUUGCUAAUAAUGGGGGCCUCGAGGAAAGAAAUGGGCCGUUGUGUUUAAAAUGCCAGAGCCGAUUUCUGGUCCCAGUCCGCCCCUGGUGUACAGUGUGAGACCAGACAUAACAGAUAGAUACAACUGGAACCGACAACACCACUGAGAUCCAACUGGACGAUGUGGGAAUAACAAUGUGGAAACUGAACAUUGUGUCAGAUGAAUUUGGAAUUUGUUUGGAUAAAAUGAUUAAAAUGUGCAUUUUUGCUUUUGUUUUGUUUCCUACUGUAAGUUUGCCCUGCUGUCUGUAAAUGAUGAAGUGUCCUGUACAGUGCUUGCUGUUUGAGAUUUAUAAGACCAACAGAAUGACAAUGGAUCUACUAGCUAACACACUAUCGCUGUUCUCUGGUAAUCUGUCUGUGAGGCUGUAAUACGAAAUAAGCAUGACAUUGAAAUACUUUUUCCUUGAUUGCCAAUUGCUGUUAUCUUCUUGGAAUUUCAUACCAUAAACCCCAUAUCAGUAGUGAACAGGUUUUCAACAUAAUCAACCAGGUCUCAAACAUUUUCAUGAAUGGCCCGAGUAAUCUAGUGGUUUAAAUGUGGCUUAAGAUUCAGGUUCUUACCUACGCAGAGUAGGAUAAAGUGUCCCUAGUCACUGAUCCAAGGUCAGUUUUGUAUCUUACCCCCCUGAUGGUAAAUGUUGUGAAUUGGGGAGUGGAAAGCUGAUCUUAGAUCUGUGGCUAAAGGGAAACGUAUUUGUACAGAAGUCACAACCCCCAUCCUGUAGUUACUGUACUGUCCAUAUCAGUUAAGCCUGCUGUAUGUUAACUCCGUAUGCUUAAGUUUAAAAUGUGGGCACUGAUCGUUUUGAUUUUCUACUGUAUGCAUUAUGACUGCAAAGAUAUUAAGAUCACCACUAUAUCACAUUAAUAUUGCUACUGUAUGACAAGUCUCAAGUAUUUUUUUUAACUCUUAAGUACCUUUAUAUGUUCACUUCUCAGUGUUGUGUACAGCCGUUAUUCAGACAGACCAACUGCAUUAUUGUUCUUCUGUGCGUUGAGUGGAACGGAGAUAUGAUGCAGACAUUUUAGUUUUUUAAAGCACACAUUCGUCUUGGACUGCUCUGGCAUGUGAAGAUCUGUACGUGUCUUCUAUGUUAUGAGGAUGGGACGCAGCUAUGGCAACAUGGGGUGCAUUAUGCUAUAGGGAUCUGUGCAGGUGAGCUCAUGUUGACAAAAGCUCUCAUCACUCUUGUCUUAUUUCAAUUACGAUAUGAUUGGCUGGUGCUUAGUAACUUGAGUUUUGACCAAGGGAUUCCCUAGGCCGUGGUAAUAUGAAAAUAAAGGAUCAUACUUGUCAAGCAAUAUUUUAAAUAUCAUACUGUCUUAAUUCUGACAUCUAUGAUAAUUUAUCUGCAGGUCAUAGGAUUGAGGUAUAUUAGAUGUUAGGAUGGUGGCAGGUGGAACCUGUCCAGGUAACAAGAUGUAACUUGUCUGAUGUGUGUUAUCUGUAUUAGUGGCUUGACUGACGUAACCCAACCGGACCCACAGAGAAACGUCCAAACGCCACAAAGUAGGGACAGAUUCUUGAAUGUAUCAAUACAACCAAGCACCCAGCACCCAGCCAUAGCCUGUGGAGAAGUAGGUUAUAUCAGGCCUCUGAACGCACCAUGCAGUCUACUGAGGUAGGUUAUAUCAGGCCUCUGAACGCACCAUGCAGUCUACUGAGGUAGGUUAUAUCAGGCCUCUGAACGCACCAUGCAGUCUACUGAGAUGUAGGUUAUAUCAGGCCUCUGAAUGCACCAUGCAGUCUACUGAGAGGUAGGUUAUAUCAGGCCUCUGAACGCACCAUGCAGUCUACUGAGAUGUAGGUUAUAUCAGGCCUCUGAAUGCACCAUGCAGUCUACUGAGAUGUAGGUUAUAUCAGGCCUCUGAAUGCACCAUGCAGUCUACUGAGAUGUAGGUUAUAUCAGGCCUCUGAAUGCACCAUGCAGUCUGAGAUGUAGGUUAUAUCAGGCCUCUGAAUGAACCAUGCAGUCUGAGAUGUAGGUUAUAUCAGGCCUCUGAACGCACCAUGCAGUCUACUGAGAUGUAGGUUAUAUCAGGCCUCUGAAUGCACCAUGCAGUCUACUGAGAUGUUGGUUAUAUCAGGCCUCUGAACGCACCAUGCAGUCUACUGAGAGGUAGGUUAUAUCAAGCCUCUGAAUCCACCAUGCAGUCCCAUCCUGCUGCAGUAUGCUCCUACUGCGACCAUAACCUUCAUAUGUACCGCUACAAAAUGUAUAUAGUCGGUUCCCAAAUUAUUGCCACCCUGCAUGAGUAAUAAUGACUGUAAAAUAAAUAAUUCAAAUACUGACCUAAAUUGUAUGUAACAAAAAAAAUUGGGAAAUCAUAUUAUUUGAUAAUACUUUUGCUCAGAGAAAGAUCUACCUCAAAGGUUAGGGGUCAAAAUGAUUGAAACGCCAAAGGGUUCUUAUAAAGUAGUCAAAAGUUUCAUAUUCGGUCCCAUAUUCCUACAGCACACAAUGACCACACCAAGCUUGUGACUCUAAAAACUUGGAUGCAAAAAUGUGUGCUAGGAAUAUGGGACCAAAUAAACUUUUGACUGACUUUAUUUGUAAGAAUCUUUAGGGGUGUCAAUUUUGACAUUCCUUUUUGAGAUAAAUAAGUAUUACUUGUUAAACAAUCUUUCACUGAGCAACUGUAUUAGUAUAAAUCAAUCGUUUCCCCUGUUUAAAAAAAAUACAAUAUAGCUUAGUAUUUUAAUUAUUUUGCACAGUCAUUAUUGCUCAUCUUUAUGGAGGGUGUCAAUCAUUAAGACCCCACUGUAUAAUUACAGCACUUGUCUUUUACUGUAUGCUGUACAUAGACUGAUGAUGCAAAAAUCAAUGCCCAUAUUUGUUUUUCUUUUCUUACAAUAUCGUUCAGUAUUGUAAUAUAUUUAAUAUAAAAUAAAACUUUCAUCAAUA
Molecule: messenger RNA, 7989 nt
Organism: Oncorhynchus keta (chum salmon)
Lineage: Eukaryota; Metazoa; Chordata; Actinopteri; Salmoniformes; Salmonidae
Product: disintegrin and metalloproteinase domain-containing protein 22-like
Exons: 30
Coding region: 511-3369 (952 amino acids)
Biological process (GO): proteolysis
Cellular component (GO): postsynaptic density membrane
Molecular function (GO): metalloendopeptidase activity
Source: RefSeq, a predicted model, not a curated record